UAAGGUACAUUGAUGUUGUCUCGGUAUCCGAAUUUAAUCUGGGCCGGGUCUUCCCCCAAAUCGAAAAGCACGAAUUUUCAACCCUAGCCUCUUUCGAAAUUUCCCCCAAUUUAUUUUUUUUCGUCGAUUCGCGUUCAGAUCUCUUCCUUCUUCCAGAUCUAUCUUCAAAUCAAUUGUACAAAAAAAUAUGGGUUUAAAGCGCACUUUUGAAGCUGAGGAUGUGCAAGAGCUCAACAUGAAGGAUGCAAAAGAGAUUAGUUAUUGCAAUAAGCUGGCCAAACUAGAUGAUGGAGUUCCAUAUCAUGUUUCAUUGGAGAAGUCAGGUGUUGUCAUAGGAGAGGAUCUAAGUGGUCUCUACGGGUUUGAAUGGGAAGAUAAUGUUGAGAAGGGGUUAGAUACCAACGCACCUUUCUCUUGGAUCACAUCUGAGGAGGAUGCUACGACUCAGUCAACCCUUUCUCACGAAUCUCCCGAGUCAGAUGUCCUCUGGAGACCAGUGUCUCCAGCAGACGAUGUUGAUUGGUGUGAGAAUUCUCCUAGAAAACAAGUUCCAAUCGGGUCCGAUUACCAGGCUGAUAUUCCUGAAUGCGUCAAGGAAGAAGUCAGUGAAGAACAAGUGAUGGGGAAGUGCGUCAUUCCAAUGCCUGACCGUGAAACCGACUUCUUCGAAAUCGGUAAAGGAAGAAAGGAAUGCGUUUGCGUGGAUAAAGGCUCCAUCAGAUGCGUGCAGCAACACAUAAUGGAAAACAGAGAAGGCUUGUUUGAAACUGUCGGAUACGAAAAAUGUCUGAGCAUAGGUCUCGGUGAAAUGGGUGAGGAAGUCGCUGGUAAACUAACUGAAGACGAGGAAGACCUGUUUCACGAGGUUGUUUACUCCAACCCUGUUUCACUUGACCGUGAUUUCUGGAAACAACUAAAGUCUGCGUUUCCUACACGGACCAUGAAGGAGAUUGUGAGCUAUUAUUUCAACGUCUUCAUUCUUCGAAGACGAGCUGUUCAGAAUCGUUCUAGAAGCCUGGACAUUGAUAGCGACGAUGACGAGUGGCAAGUGGAGUAUGAUAACACGUUUUAUGGCUCUCAAACUCAAGAUGAGAGAACCGGAAUAAGCUUAUCAGGAGAUGAAGAGGAAGAGGUGAAUGUUGAAGAAGAUUCGUGCACGUCCGAUGACUUCCUCCAGUCCAAUGUAAACAGAGAAGAAUCCGAUGUUGGGAAGCACUGGCGCCACUGCAGUGAUUUGUUGGAAGAUCAGUCAUAUUCAUUUGAUCCUUGUUGGAGUAAGAACAUUGAUCUUCUUCCAACUUCCAACAUCCUCGACGAGAUCUUUGGUCAACAAGACCCAUGGGAUGAUUUCUCUAGGGGAAGAAAGUAAAUGAGUAACGGUAUCAAAUCUCCCCAUUGUUACUAUGCUUUAGUUCUGAAUCUUGUGUAUGUGUAAAUGCGUUAUUUAAGAGCAUCCUCCAAGCUGGAUGUUGUAAGAGAGUUCUCUGUAGUUGGAGUCUUUUUUUUUUGUAUUUUUUAUACUUUAGAUUAUUUGUAAUUUACCUUUCUAAAUCAGAUUUAGAAUAUCUUGUAAGAAGAA
Molecule: messenger RNA, 1579 nt
Organism: Brassica rapa (field mustard)
Lineage: Eukaryota; Viridiplantae; Streptophyta; Magnoliopsida; Brassicales; Brassicaceae
Source: RefSeq, a predicted model, not a curated record